Rhizophagus irregularis DAOM 181602=DAOM 197198 is the source of this 635-nucleotide messenger RNA. Lineage: Eukaryota; Fungi; Glomeromycota; Glomeromycetes; Glomerales; Glomeraceae. The record is from RefSeq and is a predicted model, not a curated record.
AUAUUGGCUGAUCUUAAACGUCAAUUUAAACGCAAGAAAGUUGAAGAAUCAGAUAUAGAUUCAGAAAUAUUAGAAGAAGUUGCAGAAGAAGAAGCUGCUCUCGUAAAACUCGCUAAAAAUCAGAUAUAUAGAAGGAAACAAGCAGUUAAAGAAGCACAAGAGGCUGAAAAGAGAGCAGCAAAAACUUGGAGUCCUGCUCUAGUUAGUUACCCGAUUUACAAGCCACCUGAAACUUGGUGGUAUAAAACUUAUAAUAAAAUUCUUAACGAAACAGAACAAACUAAACUUAGGCCGAAAUUGACUAAAAGGAAAUAUACAUUAGAAGAAAGACUAAAAUAUUAUAAAAGAAAUGGCCGUGAACCACCGUUGUAUGUGGCAAAAAAAAGUAUUGCCACCUCCACCGCCCGGGACGACAGGUCACCUUCGACCUUGUGUCAAAGUUGUCGAUUCCUAACAUUUAUGAUAAUUCUACCAAUAAUCUUUUUAUUUCCAAAUUUAACAUGUAAUUUAGUUCGAUUAUUGUGCAAAUCUUUUCUCUAUAUGGAAAAAUCAUGAUAAAUUUACGCCGGUCAAAUGUUUUGUACAUCCAAUUUACAAGGACAAGGAGAAAAAUAAAGACAAAUUUUAAUUUUUUU